Formica exsecta is the source of this 1403-nucleotide messenger RNA. Its product is annotated as E3 ubiquitin-protein ligase RNF185-like. Gene Ontology annotation, biological process: ubiquitin-dependent protein catabolic process. The record is from RefSeq and is a predicted model, not a curated record. Gene Ontology annotation, molecular function: metal ion binding; ubiquitin protein ligase activity; ubiquitin-like protein conjugating enzyme binding. Gene Ontology annotation, cellular component: endoplasmic reticulum. The coding region runs from base 209 to 763 and encodes 184 amino acids. NCBI's taxonomy places the organism in Eukaryota, Metazoa, Arthropoda, Insecta, Hymenoptera, Formicidae. The transcript is spliced from 5 exons.
UCUUAACGUCCUGCUCGCGCAAUUAUGUGUCUAGCCUAACACGCACGUAACGUGCCGUUCUUGCCGAUCAUUGCCGUUUAAACGUUUGAGAAAACGGAUUUUGUGAUACUUUCUAUACUUGCAGUUCGUAGUUCGCAACAGACAAGAGAUCACGAUUUCGUUGCCGAGGGCCAGCCCGCCCUCCUUCUGGCAGAAAAAAGCUUGAAGAAUGAGUAGGACAAGGGAACAAGCAGGCCCGUCUAAAUCGUCGGGAUCUGCGGGCUCCGCGGAGGAGAAAGAAAAGGAUGACAGGAUGUUUGAGUGUAAUAUCUGUUUAGACACUGCAAAAGAUGCGGUAGUCAGUAUGUGCGGUCACCUCUUUUGUUGGCCAUGUCUGCAUCAGUGGUUGGAAACCAGACCUGCCAGGCAGGUCUGUCCAGUAUGCAAAGCUGCCAUAAGCAAAGACAAAGUCAUUCCAUUAUACGGACGUGGUGCCACAAAGCAUGAGGAUCCAAGGAACAAUGUACCACCACGUCCAGCCGGUCAAAGAUCAGAGCCGGAGACCAAUGUCGGCUUCUCCGGCUUCGGUUUCGGCGAUGGUUCCUACAUGUCCUUUGGCAUCGGCACUUUUCCGUUUGCUUUUUUCACGUCAACUUUUAACUUCGGAGAAGCACGACCAAGUGCAGCUCCCAGAGGCACACCGCAAUAUGAAGAAGAACAGUUUUUAUCUAAAGUAUUUUUAUGGUUAGCGGUAAUAUUCAUCUGUUGGCUGUUGAUGGCGUAACAUUGCUCCUAAAUUUGAAGAUACCAAUCUGCUUGAUAACUUGUAAUACUUUGUCUUAUUUAUGAUAUCGUUUUCCAUAAUAAUCAUAAUAUUACAUUGGUUUCUGUCUGCAAACACUUUCUGAAAAAGAAAAACGAAUUUAUGUAUAUCUCAAAAAACCAUCCAAUUAAAAUUUGUUUCCACUUUCUCUCUAGAAAAAUUGAAAAAAAUAUGAUGUGCAAUUUGUUCAUGCAAAUUUCACACAAUUUCGUCGGCAUUUGCGUGCUUCAAAGUACGAAAUGAUUUCUUUCCAAUUUGAACAGCUCUGUUAUUUUAUAGUCACUUUCUUUAUUCUAUUUGUGUAUGUAUGUAUUAUAUAAAUAUAUUAUUUCGUUAUAAGAGAGAGAGAGAGAGAGAGAGAGAGAGAGGGUAUACGUAAGUCGCUAUCUAACAUAUUUAAUGCAUAACAAUGUAUAACUUAAGCGAGAAUAUAGAGGAAAUAUUAAUGUACAUCGUUACGAUAAAUGACGCGGUUUUAUAUGGAACUGCAGGGGUUUGAACAGUGUGUAUAUAUACAUAUAAUCUAGAGUAAGAUACGCGUUCGAAUGAUGAUAUAUAUUGUAAUAUAACACAAUAUAAAAACUGGAUUCUCGCAAGACUA